Cokeromyces recurvatus is the source of this 946-nucleotide messenger RNA. RefSeq lists its product as uncharacterized. Gene Ontology annotation, molecular function: peptidyl-prolyl cis-trans isomerase activity; protein binding. The transcript is spliced from 6 exons. The record is from RefSeq and is a predicted model, not a curated record. The coding region runs from base 39 to 887 and encodes 282 amino acids. NCBI's taxonomy places the organism in Eukaryota, Fungi, Mucoromycota, Mucoromycetes, Mucorales, Mucoraceae.
CUUUUCUUUGUUUAAUCAAACACAUUUUUUUUUUAAAAAUGGUCACAGAGGAAACAACUAACGUAAUCAAUCUUACUAAAGAUGGUCAAGUGACCAAAAGAAUAUUAAAAGAAGGUGUUGGAUUAAGCCCUGAAAAGAAUGACACUGUUACUGUUCAUUAUGAUGCCUACUUGUUUGAUAAAAAUAUUUUAUUUGAUUCUUCGCGUGAAAGAAGAGCUGAAUUCACUUUUUCUCUAAAUUCGGGUAAAGUAAUUCAAGCUUGGGAAAUUGCCAUUCCAACCAUGAAAGUGGGAGAAAUAGCUGAAGUUAUUUGUAGUAGUGAUUAUGGCUAUGGCGAUGAAGGUAGAACCUAUAUUGUACCUAAGAAAGCGAAAUUAAGAUAUGAAAUCGAGUUAAUUGGGCAUUGGGAGAGUGCAACAACUGCGGAAGAUCGCAUCGCUUCAGCAGAAAAGAAAAAAGCGGAGGGAAAUGAAUUGUUCAAGAAGGGUGCUUGGAAUGAAGCAUUAUUUGCGUAUAAAAAGGGAAGAGACUACAUUAAAGAUCUUUGGAAUUGUGAAUAUGAGCAACUAGAGCAAUGUCGUUAUUUGAUGGUUGCACUCCAUCUAAAUGUGGCUGCUUGUUAUUUGAAACUAAAAAAUUUUGAAUAUGCAAUUGAAGUUUGCAAGAAGGCUUUAGAUCGUGAUUCAAGUAAUUUAAAGGCUUAUUAUCGUAUAGGUCAAGCUUAUCUUCAAUUAGGUGAAUUUGAUGAAGGUUUAUCAUUCGUAAAUACUGGUUUAGAGAUGAGUCCAAUUAAUUCUGAUCUUUUAUCUUUGAAAUCGACAAUUGAAAAGAAGAAAAAAGAUUGGAUAAAUGAUUCAAAAAGAAUUUACAAAAAGAUGUGUAAUUAAAAGAAUAGACAUUUUCUUUUCUUUUUUUUUUUUUUACGUUUAUAAUAGAUAAAGUACAA